Messenger RNA from Haemonchus placei, 861 nucleotides. The record is from the annotation of a GenBank genome assembly. Lineage: Eukaryota; Metazoa; Nematoda; Chromadorea; Rhabditida; Trichostrongylidae.
AUGAAUGCGUUAAAUAAGAAAAGAGAGGAAUGGAGAGGUGAAACCGCAACCACAUUCGCUUUCGCAACAGAAGCAAUCAUUUCGAAAAGACGGUCUACUAGUGCCGCUUCAACAAAUGAAACAGAGGCCAACAACACAGCUGUACCAGAGACUACCGAGUUAGCCACAACCAUUUCUGAAGCCAUAUUCACUACUAUAGAAGCCACCACCGAAGUAAUGUCCACUGACAUAGCUACAACUUCUCCUGAACCCACCACUGAAGUAAUGUCCACUGAGAUAGUUACAACUUUUCCUGAAGCCACCACUGCUCCUAUGAAAAAAACCACUGCCCAAUCAAGUGCAGGCGGCACUGAAGAGAUUACCACUAAACCCUCCAGAACUACUCGUAAGACUAAAGUGGCGUCCAAAACCACUGCAACGACAGCAAUGACCUCUUCGGAGGAAGCAAGUGAACCGUCAAGUACGAAUAUUUUGGGACCAGUAGGCACUGAAAAUAAUGAGAGCCCGACGAGUCUAUCGCAGACAGAUUACAGUUCUCCUAUGGAAAUACCACUGGUCCUAACCACAUCAGAAGAAACAUUUCCUGCCAACGAAUCGAGUCUGAUACACGAACCUCCACAAGAACAUCAGCCUAACAAACGUGAAGUGCACUAUUGUUCAUCAGUUUGUUGCGAAGGGCCUAUCGACAGCACUACGAAAGCACUUUGCGCAGUUCCUCAGGUCACUCCAAAGGGCAAAGUGUUCCAAAAGGAAAGAAACAACAAGGAAGUACCGAUAUGGUUACUGGACCGACCCAAGGAACAAUUGGAAGAACGUCUUCGCAACAAGGAAAUGAUAUGGUUACUGGACCGACCCAACUAA